This is a messenger RNA of Perognathus longimembris pacificus (Pacific pocket mouse), 1150 nucleotides long. It is a transcript of the gene Atp6v0c, whose product is annotated as ATPase H+ transporting V0 subunit c. Gene Ontology annotation, molecular function: proton-transporting ATPase activity, rotational mechanism. Gene Ontology annotation, biological process: proton transmembrane transport. Bases 148 to 612 code for a protein of 154 amino acids. Lineage: Eukaryota; Metazoa; Chordata; Mammalia; Rodentia; Heteromyidae. Gene Ontology annotation, cellular component: proton-transporting V-type ATPase, V0 domain. The transcript is spliced from 3 exons. The record is from RefSeq and is a predicted model, not a curated record.
UUUGCUCUGCGGUGUUGGUAUUUAGAGCGCAGCGGCGGAGGAGCCGGGUCGCCUUCGCAUUCACCGCCGCUCGCUUCCGCGCCUGUCUCUCCGCCGGUUCCGGCCCCGCCGCGGUUUGCCCAGCUCGCCCCCGCCCCUCCCGCAGACAUGUCCGACGCCAAGAACCCCGAGUAUGCUUCGUUCUUCGGCGUCAUGGGCGCCUCGUGCGCCAUGAUCUUCAGCGCCCUGGGUGCUGCCUAUGGCACAGCCAAGAGUGGCACCGGCAUCGCCGCCAUGUCUGUCAUGCGGCCAGAGCUGAUCAUGAAGUCCAUCAUCCCAGUUGUCAUGGCUGGCAUCAUUGCCAUCUACGGCCUAGUGGUGGCAGUCCUCAUUGCCAACUCCCUGACUGAGGGCAUCACUCUUUACAGGAGUUUCCUCCAGCUGGGUGCUGGCCUGAGUGUGGGCCUGAGCGGCCUGGCAGCUGGCUUUGCCAUUGGCAUUGUUGGGGACGCCGGUGUGAGGGGUACUGCCCAGCAGCCCCGGCUGUUUGUGGGCAUGAUCCUGAUUCUCAUCUUCGCAGAGGUGCUCGGCCUCUAUGGUCUCAUUGUGGCCCUCAUCCUCUCCACAAAGUAGCCCCUCUCUGAGUCCACCAGCCACAGAAUAAGAUGUAAAGACCACCCCUCCUCAUUCCAGAACGAACAGCCUGACACACAUGCACGGGCCGCUGCCCCUCCGUAGUUGGUCUUGUAAAUGCGCAGUGUCCUAGUGCCCAUUGUCUGUUGCCCCUGCCUGGCCCCUGCCGCCCCGUGCUGUGGACAUCUGGGCCCACUCAUCUCCCAUCCAGGUUCCUGACCAGUGAGGAUGCUGGCCUUUGGCCGCCUGCCCAUCACCCUAGAGUGCUCUGUGUAUAAAGAUGUUAGAGUUGUCAUUUUUCUCUUCACUGGAUGUUUAUUUAUAAAAGAUUUGACCUGUUCAUAUGUCUGUGGAGCAGCUGUCUCCCAGCUAUAUAGUAACCUUUUAGUAGAGUGUUGCCUUGUGGGUUCCCGUUGCCGAGACUGCUUGGAUGAUAUGAUGCCCCUCUCCCUUCUGCCCGGGUUGCCAGGCUGGAGGGCAGAGUCUCGGCCGCCAGGCCAUGGCGCCACGCUGUGUCCAAUAAAGUUCUCGGAUGUGA